CUCCCCCCCUGCCGGCUUCCCAGAAAGGAACUGGGUAAAUUCGCCUGCAAAAUAAUAAAUAAUAGGAGCUGGGAGCAGCUUGCAGGCGGCCGCUGGACGAGCAUGAAGAUGGCAGAAGGGGCGCCCCAAGCCAAGAAGCAGAAGCUGGAGCCCAUUCGGCUUAGUGAAAAUGUGCUUUUUGGAAUGGGAAAUCCUCUUCUGGAUAUCUGUGCGGUUGUGGACAAGGACUUCCUUGACAAAUAUGGGUUGAAACCAAAUGACCAGAUCUUGGCAGAGGAGAAACACAAAGAGCUAUUUGAAGAACUUGUGAAAAAGUUCAAAGUAGAGUACCAUGCUGGUGGAUCGACUCAGAAUUCUGUUAAAGUGGCCCAGUGGAUGAUCCAGAGCCCUUAUAAAGCUGCAACGUUUUUUGGGUGCAUCGGAACGGAUAAGUUUGGUGCAAUUUUGAAGAAGAAAGCGGAAGAAGCACAUGUGGAUGCCCAUUAUUAUGAGCAGAGCGAAGAGCCAACUGGAACCUGUGCUGCCUGCAUCACAAGUGACAACAGGUCUCUUGUUGCUAACCUGGCUGCUGCUAACUGUUACAAAAAGGAAAAGCAUCUUGACAUAGAAAAGAACUGGAACUUGGUGGAAAAAGCUCAAGUUUAUUAUAUUGCGGGUUUCUUUUUGACAGUAUCGCCAGAAUCUAUACUUAAAGUGGCAUCUCAGGCUUCUGCAAACAACAAGAUCUUCACUCUGAACCUUUCUGCACCAUUUAUUAGCCAGUUCUACAAGGAGCCCAUGAUGAAAGUUCUGCCUUACGUGACGUCCUGUUUGGGAAUGAGCGGUGAGUCUGCCAGUUUUGCUAGAGCGCAAGGCUUUGAGACUGAGGACAUUAAGGAGAUAGCCCGGAAAGCACAAGCCUUGCCGAAAGCGAACCUGAAAAGACAGCGGGUUGUCGUAUUCACCCAAGGGAAAGAAAACACUAUUAUGGCCACAGAAAAUGAAGUAAGAGCCUUCCCAGUCUUAAUUAGUGACCAGAGCGAGAUUGUGGACACAAACGGAGCAGGAGAUGCCUUCGUGGGAGGCUUCCUCUCGCAGCUUGUCUACGACCGGCCGCUGACUGAGUGCGUCCGCGCAGGACACUACGCCGCCAGCGUGAUCAUAAAGCGUUCUGGCUGCACCUUUCCAGAGAAGCCCGACUUCCACUGAUACUUGGGCAACCUCCGAGGAUCAAGAGGAGGCACUGCCUACCUUCCCUCCAUUGACCCCUCUCCCCAGCUGCCCUGCACUGAGUCUUCUGUACUUUGGAUUCACUUUGACCUUUGCACAUCUCUGUUUGAGUGCCCUUUCCCUGUCUCCAGCACAAUGGUGUCUUGCACGUUUUACAUUGAGGGGCCAGGCUCUGUUCAGCUUGACACUUUUGUACUCCCUUCGUACAGUUCCUAGGAGCAACUCUGUACAAAAGCACCCGCCACUGUUUAGCUGUGAUGUAAGCUGUUCUAAUAUAGUCGUCUGAUAUAUUCUACCCUGACCAAUCCUGCUCAGCUUCAGCAGGUGAGAAAUCCUCAAAACUUUAAUUGGCCUAAGACUGAAUUAGCAGCAAUGUACUCGUGCGAGGAAUUGCACUGUUUGCUCCUAUGUGUGCUAUAUUCACACACACAGGCCUUCUUCCUGCUUCCACUGCAUUACAUAGGAAUUUGCCCAUGUUUCAGGGAGCUAACCCAAGGCUGUGUGGUCCAGAGCAAUCUUGCUGACUUGAGGUGGUUUAGGAGUAGGCUCCUAAGUAAACACAGGAUCUUGUAGAUUUUGGGGCGGGGGCUCAUUUCUUCCAGGGCAAGAUCAGGGUCUUCUUAUGAUACAAAUAAAAGCCCAUAACAGGAUAUUCUCUUGUUGCGAGCUGAAGGAUGCAUCUCAAAGCAGAUACGUUUGUGAAAGUGAAGUACAGAAAUAUUCGUGCAGGUUUUCUCAUCAGGAUAUGCCAAAACGGAAUCUUUUUAUUUCAACGCACAGUUUUAAAGACAAAUAAUGUACUUCAAAUAAGUGAGAGAUCUUUAUUUGUAUGUAUGACAGUAUUCAAGAGAGGUGUUCUAAAAAUGUCAUUCAUUACUAUGUAAUUUGAUACUGAUAAAAAACAAUUGUGAUACAGUU
Molecule: messenger RNA, 2127 nt
Organism: Lacerta agilis (Sand lizard)
Lineage: Eukaryota; Metazoa; Chordata; Lepidosauria; Squamata; Lacertidae
Gene: ADK
Product: adenosine kinase
Exons: 11
Coding region: 103-1188 (361 amino acids)
Biological process (GO): purine ribonucleoside salvage
Cellular component (GO): nucleus; cytosol
Molecular function (GO): adenosine kinase activity
Source: RefSeq, a predicted model, not a curated record